AUGGAGGACGUGGUCUUUAACGACGAAGGAUUUGACGAAGGUAUUGAGGAAUCGAACUUCCCCGUGGCACCCGACCCUUACGACUGCACGUUGCAAAUAACAGUCCCUUGGGGGGAGGCUAAUGGCAUUAAAAGGCUUUACUCGCCUAUGCUGGAGGGACUGGAUCCCACAUUUCAGUUCAUUUCUAUCAGUGAGAGCGAUGAUGUCGAUUCUACCCUCCUUUCGUACGGAGACGAGGAUAAACAAAAACAGGACGAUGCUUUUGUGCGUUGUCAAGCAAUUAGCAUCGUUCUUUUCCUGUACGAAGCGUUUGGACGAUUGUCAGCUAUAGAUGUUCAAGAGCACUUACAUUUCGCUCCUUGGUAUUUUCAUCACCGGGUGGAACUCCCUAAGGAUGUUAAACCCAGAAUCACAGCCCACCAGGAUUUUUAUCAGACAUUCCCCGGGCUACCCCUGUGGUCAAUUUGCCCGGUUCACUACGGCAACGAACACUUACGCUUCCAUGUUUUUGCGAGAAACUUUAUCGAGAUGAGAUCGUUUUAUGAGAUCUUAACUGGAAAGAAGCCGAGCGGGGGAUCUGCAGGAUUCUGUUUCUUCACCCUUUAUAGUCAGAGUGGUUUUGAUGUUCAACUUUCCCUUAAACAUUUACCCCAAAUUAUCCCUAUACCUUCGAGGUAUAUUCGGUUAAAGAUGAAAAUCAAAGAUAUUAACGUAAUAUUGCCCCAUUUGACUGACUCACCCGUUCAUAGAGAGGAAGCCUUGUGGAUUGUAAAGGACCCGGAUGGGAACGAGCUUAUUCUCGAGGAGACUGAGUCCUCCCCCCAUAGAAGGAAAACGGGACGCCUUUUGUCUAACACAAGUCUGGAGACGUCAGACUAUGAGACGGCGUCCAUAGAUACAGAGAGUCUUGCCGGAAAUAUGAACCUUUCUCCUCAAGGGACACUUAACUCAAGCUUCCAUGAUCGUUUUACCCUAUUAUAA
This is a messenger RNA of Porites evermanni, 981 nucleotides long. Lineage: Eukaryota; Metazoa; Cnidaria; Anthozoa; Scleractinia; Poritidae. The record is from the annotation of a GenBank genome assembly.